Molecule: messenger RNA, 1929 nt
Organism: Trichoplax adhaerens
Lineage: Eukaryota; Metazoa; Placozoa; Uniplacotomia; Trichoplacea; Trichoplacidae
Exons: 17
Coding region: 1-1929 (642 amino acids)
Biological process (GO): lipid metabolic process
Source: RefSeq, a predicted model, not a curated record
AUGGCUGAUAAAUAUAGUGAACUCUUACGUUUGAAAUGGGAUGAAGAAGAGAAAAUAAUUAAACGGCAAGCUUUAACACGAUUGAGUAGCAGAGAAGAAUAUGGACUUGAAGGCCUGGUUUUUAGUGGUGGAGGAAAUCAAGUUAUUGCCUAUAUUGGUGCGCUAGAGGCGUUAAGUGAAAUUGGUCUGCUAUGGAAAGUUACAAACGAAGCUUAUAAUGUUAAAAGAUUUGCCGGAACUGGAAGCGGUGCUUUGCUAGCAGCACUCUUGGCCGUUGGAUAUGAUUUAGAUAACGUUGUGGAGAUUUUAGAUGAUCGACAUUUACACAGCUUAAUUUCGGGCACAAAGAAGAAGCUACCUAGUGGAUAUCGUGAUUUGCCCAUCAUUCGACGAUCCAACAGAUGGAAUAAUCAUCGAAAAGCAACCAUUUUCCUAAAAGAUCAGUUGCAAAAUGGACCUAUUUUGCAGGGAAAAUUGGACGACCGUAGUCGAGGAGUAACAUUUAAACAGCUAUAUAGUGCUACUAAGGUUCAAUUAUGUGUGGUAGUAACCAAUUUAAAUCGAUUAGAUGUCCAAUAUUUUCAUCCUAAGACUACACCAAACGUUCCAAUUCAUGUUGCUGUUGAACUGUCCAUGACAUCGCAAGUAAAAGUAAACUGUCCUGAAACCCGUGUAUACAAUAAUACGCGUAUAGCCUUGAAGUAUUGUAAUGGCGAAUUAAUAAUCCCUAACCAAAUUGAACCAAGUAAGAAAUCCAACCAUUCAACGUCACCAACUCAAGGUACUAAACGUGAUAGUAUGGAGGAUAUCUAUAUUAAAGGUGGCUUAACAUGUAACUAUCCUUUACAUGCAUUUGACGGCUGGUGGCUUUGUAUGGACAAGCCAAAGAGUACAUUUGAAUAUAAAGCAAAAUAUGAAAAAUUAAUAAAUACUCACGAUACAAAAUUUCGUUGUAUUCCUGGCCAAGACAGUAAAACAUUAGGGUUUUUACUAUAUUCAGAGGAUGAACCAGAAAUAUUCGAACAAUCAUUAAUGCAGCGGGAGAAUUUCGCCUUUAAAAGUAAUCUUAUAUCAGAAUUGCAACAUGCUUAUCCCACAGUUUCAACCAAAGGACAGCCUGCUAUUAAUGAAAGGAUGGAUGCAUAUAAUAAGAGAUUGGAAUAUCAAAAGUCAAUUCAAACCUUUCGUCAUCUCAUUCAAGCUUUACAAAAACUGGAUGAUUCUAAAGUCCGAGUUAUUGAGGAAAUAUAUUUUCAUAUGGAUAGUGUCGAGAACAAAUUAAUAGAAAUAAUGAGCCGAGAAGAUUUGGAUCUUUUAGGAUGUCAGAGUUACAGAGCACUGAUAGACAGGAUCAACUAUUCUAAAGAAGAUGUGAUGAUGCAAGAUGAUUUGAUCAAAUUUCGUGGAUGGGUAGCAAAAGCUUUCGACUCUGAGAAGGAUAGUGAAUUCCUCUCAAAAUUACAUCAAUUACACAAGGAAUUAAUCAGAUCACACAGGCAAAUACAGCAUAUUCGAGGAUAUAGAGUUAAGGAUGUCGAAAUGGUCUUGAGAGAGCUACAUCAUGAAGAACUAGAAAUUCUAUACAGCUUAUGUGAUUGUCCUGAAGGCUUAUUGAAAUCUGAAAAUUCAACAGAGACUGAUAUAACAAUGUUAAUGAUCAGGGGAAUUUGCAACCAAUUAAAGCGAUAUGAUGAGAUUAUAACUAUUCGAGAAUUAUUAGCAACAUUGGACCGUAAUGAUUAUUAUAAAGAAUCAUUCCUGAUGGGUUACCAACGAAGAGAAAUUUCUCAUCCUGAUCAAGUCGAAUAUGCUAUUACUGAAGAUGAUUUAGUUCGCACGGUUGGUAUCAAUUCUUACUUUAUUGCACCCUCCGAAUCGGAUUUAUCAACAAAUGUAAAGAGAAUGUUGAUUAAGGCCAAACCAAAAUAG